This is a messenger RNA of Loa loa (African eye worm), 966 nucleotides long. RefSeq lists its product as hypothetical. The record is from RefSeq and is a predicted model, not a curated record. NCBI's taxonomy places the organism in Eukaryota, Metazoa, Nematoda, Chromadorea, Rhabditida, Onchocercidae. The transcript is spliced from 7 exons. Gene Ontology annotation, biological process: regulation of gene expression. The coding region runs from base 1 to 966 and encodes 321 amino acids. Gene Ontology annotation, cellular component: nucleus. Gene Ontology annotation, molecular function: chromatin binding.
AUGGGAAUCGGAGACGAACUAGAAAACGGGAUGAGGACGAUAGAAGGCGAAGCCGUUCUAGAGAUGGUUAUAAGAGAAGAAGUAGCCGUUCUAUAUCCCGUGAACGGUACUAUGUAUCUAAAUCUCGGAAAACGACGAGGUAUCAAAAAAGAAUCCAGCGAUGGUGAAGGCAGUGAUCACCAGGAACUGGAUUCACUGAAAAAAAAUGCUCGAGAAGAUGCUAUCUGGGCAGAGCGUCGCAAGGAACGUGAACGACGUUGUGAGUGGGGCGUUCGCGGUGUUUGGGGACGUUCUCCCCUCAUGCAUGAAAUACAUCAAGUGUAUGAGGAGUAUGAAAGAGUGGAGGAAGAGCUUCGAAAAGAGGAGGAACAGCUGCCUCAACCUUUGAAUAUUAAAGCCACUGAAGUGGCAAAAAGAUCGAAAAAGGAAGAAAAAGGAAAUAAAAAGAAACAGAAAGAAAAAAAGAAGCACAAGAAAAAGCAUAAGAAAUCAUCGAGCGAAAGCGAAGAGUGGGUGGAAGUGACCGCUGAAAUGCGAGAAGCUGAAGCAGCUCGAGAGAAAUUAGAAGAAGCUGCAAUGAUUGGACCCGCAAUACCAGACCAUCUCCAACAGAAACACGCUGCUUUAGUGGAUACUACAAAAAGAGUAAAUUAUGGGAAGGACAUGUUACGAGGAGAAGCGGCAGCAAUGGCUUCAUACAUUGCACAAGGAAAACGAAUACCUCGACGUGGUGAAAUAGGUCUUUCAUCGGCAGAAAUUUCAGAAUAUGAAAAAAUAGGUUAUGUGAUGAGCGGCACAAGACAUAAAAGUAUGGAAGCUACCCGUUUGAGGAAAGAAAACCAGGUUAUGACAGCUGAAGAGAAACGGCUUUUGAGCGGUUUUACUCAUGACGAAAGAAAGAAAAAAGAAGAAAUUGUGCUGCAGCAAUUCAAAAGUUUUAUAGAAUCGAAAAAAGGGAAAAAUUAA